Messenger RNA from Ylistrum balloti, 1345 nucleotides. RefSeq lists its product as uncharacterized. Lineage: Eukaryota; Metazoa; Mollusca; Bivalvia; Pectinida; Pectinidae. The transcript is spliced from 6 exons. The record is from RefSeq and is a predicted model, not a curated record. Bases 1 to 1227 code for a protein of 408 amino acids.
AUGCUGAGAUUGAUAUUUGUGUCGAUGGUUCUUGAAGGGGUAUGGGGAGCCACAGUACCGCCGCCUACACCAACUUUAUCCCUAAGGAGGCAGUUAGAUCCGGCAAACCUGGACACUUUAAACAGACAAGUUCGGAAGGCUUUGCUAGCCAAAGUGACCAGUGAACUGGAGUCCAGUAAGACGUUCAUGGCGAAUCUGCAGCCACAGCUGACCGUUUGUCAGACCAAGGUGAACGACUCGCUAGGCCAUUGCCUCCAGUGUGUUGACAACGCCUGUCAAGAGAAGUUCAAACAGUGCCAGUCAUUAACGUUUAACAUGCACUCUCCUGGUGGAAUGUCAGUGUCAAGCAACAGCAUAAACGGACAAAGUCAGGUGACCGUCUGCGCCUUGACCGGAAGUCAGUUUACACGCACGUGCUCGACGAUCAUGAACCCUGAAGGUUUCAUGGUCAAUUCUAUAUCUCAAAUCGGUAACGACCUCCGAAUAAACCUUGGGCGGGUGUACGGUGAUCUCGGAAACACUGUUGUUGGGAACUUCGUUGGAGGCCUGACGAACGUUGCCAACAACGUUGUCCGAAAUAUGACGAAUGCGGAAAAAGCACAACUGCAACAGACUAUGUCACAUCUGAGUCAGUCCCUUUCUACCAUGGGGCAUCAUAUCGGCCAGAGCGUGCAACAAUCCAUGGGCCAAAUGCACCAGCAAUUGAGUAACUUUGGGAGUUCGAUGGCACAAUGGGGACAAAACUUUGGCCAACAACUCUCACAGUCUCUUUCACACAUGUUUGAUGGGACGUUGUUGGGGAAGAGACGGAGAAGGGCAGCUCAGGAAUGCACCUUCCUGUUUGGUGAUCUAUAUCAGAACUGUGCAAGUCUGACGUCACAGUGCUCAUCGUGUCCUAGCAACCGACAGGACACCAUGGAAGCAGUUUGUGGGAAGGAUCUCGUGGAUAAGGUCCAGGCCGUAGAGAAAUCCAUGGACGAAAUGAGCCAGAUCUACGAGGAAGUCAUUAACGCAAAAAACAUCAUCACCAUGGUUGAAUUCGAUAACACUGUGAUUGAUCCAACAAUGGCGUCUUACGGUAACGUAAAAAUAAUUGCAAACAUCAGAGGGGUUCCGACUGUGUUUCCGAUGAGUUCCGUCCUAAAGCUGCACGAUCUAGCAGCUUCCGGUACUCCCAUUGCGCAACAAGUCUGGAAGGAAUGGGCUGUUCGAAUGACAACACCAUGAUUUCAUAAAGCGGAAGCACAAACAGUCUAAUUCUAUGUCCCUAGUUCUUGUUACUUUACUUUUCCAUGAUUCAUCGUCAAAAUUCGAAGUUUGUCUUGAUAAAGAUAUUCAACCUGUC